This is a messenger RNA of Hymenoscyphus albidus, 641 nucleotides long. Lineage: Eukaryota; Fungi; Ascomycota; Leotiomycetes; Helotiales; Helotiaceae. The record is from the annotation of a GenBank genome assembly.
AUGUAUUUCUACCAUCUUAUACAGUACCAAAAAGAAGAAGAUCUAGAAGAAAAACAAGUAAAAAAGCAAACCAAACGAAAGAAAUCUUCCCCAUUCCUCUGCCCUCUCUCCUUCUCCUUGAAGAGGAAUAGGAAUACGAAUUUCUAUCAUCUCCUGAGUAUGUAUACAAGAUUUAGCCUCUAGGAUAUAGUUACAGUAGAAGGUUAGUGGUUUACUAAACUAAUCAAUCACCUAGCUUAUCUUAUCUUGUCUUUGUAAAGUUAAAUACCUAGAGUAUUAGACCUAGAUUAUGAGUUUAUACAGUAGUAUAUAGAUUAUGAAUUAUAAAUCAAUACUGUAAGUUAUACAGUAGUAUACUCUCACUCAUCCCCCCUUCCCCCUCCCCCCUUCCCCACUUCUUUAAUCAUCCAUACAGUCAUACUUUUACAGACUAUCGCAUACAUGCAAAUCUCUCCACCAACCAGCCUCGAGAUAUCUCACUACUUUACUGUACUGGUAAGUAUAUCCUAUCUAUCCAACCAUCCCCCUUUCUUCUUCCCUCUUCCCCCUUCAUUUUCCUCUUUGAAGAACUCGGAAUUCCCAUUCCCAUUCCCGUUCCGAUUUUGAUUUUGAUUUUAUUUCUAUUAUGUGAAGUUCUAUAG